This is a messenger RNA of Paramecium primaurelia, 120 nucleotides long. The record is from the annotation of a GenBank genome assembly. Lineage: Eukaryota; Ciliophora; Oligohymenophorea; Peniculida; Parameciidae.
AUGUCCAAAAAUUAUGAAAUAGAAAAUCAAAUUAGAUUUCCUCCUGAAAAAGCAUUAAAAAUUAGAGAGUCUAUUGACAAUAAUCAGUAAUUGUCUAGGACAAUUGAACCAAAAAUUUGA